Molecule: messenger RNA, 2686 nt
Organism: Eufriesea mexicana
Lineage: Eukaryota; Metazoa; Arthropoda; Insecta; Hymenoptera; Apidae
Gene: Incenp
Product: Inner centromere protein
Exons: 8
Coding region: 1-2652 (883 amino acids)
Biological process (GO): metaphase chromosome alignment; meiotic spindle midzone assembly; mitotic cytokinesis
Cellular component (GO): nucleus; chromosome passenger complex; midbody
Source: RefSeq, a predicted model, not a curated record
AUGGGUACUAGGUCAAAAGAUAGAAUUAAAGCAAUGAUUGCAACAGAUAUUUUAAAUAUUUAUAAUCAUUCCAAUCAAGUUAAGAAAUCUAUUAAUGAUAAUUUACAAGAUACUCUGGAUUAUUUCCAUAGUUUAAUUGCUCAAAUACGACAAUCAACUUCUGGACCUUUAAUUACAAAGACACCAAAGGUUUUGAAAAAAAAAGUCAUUCAACGUAUUGAGACUAUUCCUGAAAAUGACAUUAUCAAUACUGAUGAUGCAACAGUAAAUUCUUUUGUUAUACAUGAUAAAACAGAAAAUAAAGAUAUACAAAAUGAAAAUGAGUGUAGCACAAUUGGUCGAACUAAAAGGGCAGCUUCAAGAAAAGCUGCAAAUAACAUUAAAAAACUACAAUCAAUGUCACUUUCAAGUAAAUUACGAAGACCAUCGAACUCAAGUGAAGACGUUAAUACAAAUAAAAAACGUGGAAGCCGAACUAAAAGAAAGAUGUCUCCUAAAAGUAGCUCAGAUGAAGACACUACACAAGGUCAUAGAAAACAUAGUAAAAUAGAAGAAAGAGUUUUUAAUGAAACUAUAUCAAAGAAAGCAACAGAUAUAAAUAAACAACAAUCAGAAAAUUAUUCUUCUAUAAUAGAAGAUACAAUACAACAAGAAAAGAUUGAAUCAUCAAAAUCUUCAAUGACAACAAGGAAUAGUAGAAAAAGAACUUUUUCACAGAGUGAGAACGCGAAGAGUAAAAAGUCUAAUAUUAUUGAUGACACUGUUAUUGCACCAAUAGGAAAUGAUAUUGAAGAACCUUCAAUGUAUGAGGAUGCAAUUGGAAAACCUACUCCUAUUAUGAAUUCCACAAUGAAUUUCAAUUCUACUUUUACCAUGCAAAAAAUAAUGAAUGCUACUGUAGUUUUAGAACCUUUGCCAGCAAUGGCACUAAAUGAAACUGUAACAAUUAACAAAAAUUCAACUAAUAGUAUAAGAAAAAGUAAUGGAGAGAAAACAUUUGAAGUAAAGACUGAAGUUAAAUCUUCCAAAGGAUCCAAGUAUACAUCACAUUCCUCAGUGACCCUGCAGGACAGGAUGCAACAGCUAAAAGAAGCCAUGGCAAAUAAAGAGUUUGAUGAAUUAUUUACAGAGGAUGAAUCAUCACCUGAAGUGAAAAAACCCAAAGCAAACAUUAAAAAAUCAGAAAUUAGGAAACAACAAAAGCAGGUAAUCAAGUCUGCAUCAUCGAGUGAGGAUGUAAUACUUAACACCUCAGCAAAACCAACUUUAAAGGAAAUGAAUACAGUCACAGGAUUCCAGGAAGGAAAAAGCAUGUAUAAGACGAAUGCUUUAUUCAGUCCGUAUGCCAAGGAAUCAGUAAAAAAACGAGUUGAGGCAUUUGAGCAGGCAGGCAUGAAUAGUCCAAAGAUUACUGUUGACAUUGAUGUACCUAUUCGAAUAACAAGGACAAAAACACGUGCUAGAGCUGCUGCACAACAAGAAAUUCCAGAAAAUACAGUCAUUGCAGAAAAGACAGUUGCUCAUAAAUUAGCACGGAAAUCACUUGCAAAAGCCAAGAAAAUUUCAUUAGCAAAGCAAAAUAAGAAUGUUGAUGAACAUAAAGAGAAUAAAUUGCAUUCCACACAAAAAGCUAAUAAAGUAAUUCCUAUUGAGAAGGUAAACUGCAAGCAGCAACAAAAGACAACUCCAUUAGGCAAGACAAGAACUCAAUUACCAAUGUCUGUUAAUCGUAUUCCACACACUCCAUCAAAUCAAAUUAAUGUAAAUCAUAAUAAGGCUUCAAGUACAACACGUACAAAUAUUAUUACAUCAGUGGAAUCUUUAAUCCAAGCUCCAAAAUCUGUCACUAAGCGUAAUUCCCUAGACAAAACAGAUGAUAAAAGAAGAAAAUUGAACGAUGAGGAUGCAAAAAAGAAACGAGAAGAAACAUUAAGGCUUAUGACGGAAGAAAAAAGGAGGAAAAGGCAAGAAAAAGAAUUAAGAAAUAAAUUAGCCAGAGAAGCAAAAGAAAAACUGGAUAUGGAAAAACGACAAAAAGCUGAGAAAGAAAGAGAAGAAAAAGCACGUUUAGCACAACAAAUGCAAGAGAAACAACGCGAAGAAAUGGAAAAGAAACGUUUAGCUCAGUUACAACGAGCUCAGGAAAAAGAAGAAAAAAGAAAACAAGAAGAACAACAGCGUUUGCAGCGUUUACAAGAACAAGAAGAAGCAGAGCGUAUAUUGGCUGAACAAAGACGUCGGGAACAGGAAGCUGAAAGGCGAAAAGAACUCGAAGUGAGAGCUCAACAUCAAGCGGCAGCUGAAGCGAUGAAAGCUAAACACAAUAUGCUUAUGACCCAAGCAAAAUAUGAAUCGAAGCAACAUGGUCCAACGACUUAUAUUUUGGAUAGUGAACCUGAUGAUGAUGAAUCGGACGAUGAAUCCAGUCCAAAACAUGUGAUCCCAUACUGGGCACAAUCUCACGUGCGUAAAGCUCAACUUGCAAUACAACGAUACAUUCCAGAGAGAGCAGUUUAUAAAUUUUUCGACACCAGAAAGUGUACACCAGACUUAACUCAGUUGUUCCAAGGUAUAGAUAGGAGUAGAUUGAAGCGUACGUCCAGUGCAAUCUGGAAAACACCCCCACGUUAUUCCAUGAUGGAAAUCGAAUAAAAGGUAUAGUUUGUUAAAUUAAAUGUUGUUGCUU